Molecule: messenger RNA, 1311 nt
Organism: Penicillium taxi
Lineage: Eukaryota; Fungi; Ascomycota; Eurotiomycetes; Eurotiales; Aspergillaceae
Product: acyl-CoA dehydrogenase
Exons: 3
Coding region: 1-1311 (436 amino acids)
Cellular component (GO): mitochondrion
Molecular function (GO): flavin adenine dinucleotide binding; acyl-CoA dehydrogenase activity
Source: RefSeq, a predicted model, not a curated record
AUGGCAUCUUUUUCCCGUGCUUUAAGGCCUUUGCUGCGCUCAGCCCCAUCACUUCGUUUGACUUUGGCUUCAACACGCUUAUCUACCUACCAGAGCAGAUAUGCCUUCUCAUCCAGUGCAAGCCAGAGGGAUGUUGAUAUCUCCAGCAUCCCCCCAACACCAAUCUCUCACUUGUCCGAAAUCGAAUCACUAAUGGCCGACUCGGUCUCCAAAUUUGCCCAGGAGCAAAUCGGCCCAAAAGUACGCGACAUGGAUGAGGCUGAGUCUAUGGAUCCUGUGCUGGUAGAGCAGCUCUUUGAACAGGGCCUGAUGGGCAUUGAGAUCCCCGAGGAAUAUGGUGGCGCUGGUAUGAACUUCACCGCGGCUAUCGUGGCCAUCGAGGAGCUGGCUCGCGUUGACCCCAGUGUCAGUGUGAUGGUUGAUGUCCACAACACCUUGGUCAAUACAUCUAUCAUGAAAUACGGUGACGCCUUGUCCCACCGUACUUGGCUACCGAAGCUGAGCACCGGAACCCUUGGCUCGUUCUGUCUCUCUGAACCGGUCUCGGGCUCGGAUGCAUUCGCGCUGCAGACAAAGGCUGAGAAGACCGCGGAUGGCUACAAGAUUAAUGGCUCCAAGAUGUGGAUUACCAAUGCCAUGGAGUCGGGCAUCUUCAUUGUCUUCGCCAAUCUCGACCUGAGUAAGGGAUAUAAGGGUAUCACUGCUUUCAUUAUUGAGAAAGACACACCCGGCUUCUCAAUAGCCAAGAAGGAGAAGAAGCUCGGUAUUCGGGCCAGCAGCACUUGUGUGCUUAACUUUGACGACGUAAUUAUUCCCAAGAGCAACCUGCUGGGCCAGGAAGGUCAAGGCUAUAAGUACGCCAUCAACAUCUUGAACGAGGGCCGCAUCGGUAUUGCCGCUCAGAUGACCGGCCUGGCACUUGGUGCAUGGGAGAAUGCUGCGCGCUAUGUCUGGAACGACCGAAAACAGUUCGGUCAACUAAUUGGUGACUUCCAGGGUAUGCAGCACCAGAUUGCGCAAGCUUAUACCGAGAUUGCCGCCGCACGAGCCCUUGUCUACAAUGCCGCGCGCAAGAAGGAAGCUGGGCAGGAAUUUGUGCAAGAUGCCGCAAUGGCCAAGCUGUACGCCUCGCAGGUCGCAGGUCGUGUGGCUGGCUCUGCAGUGGAGUGGAUGGGUGGUAUGGGCUUCGUGCGUGAGGGAACUGCAGAGAAGAUGUUCCGCGAUAGUAAGAUUGGUGCUAUCUAUGAGGGAACCAGCAACAUUCAGCUGCAGACUAUUGCCAAGUUGUUGCAGAAGCAAUAUACAAACUAG